UUUCAUUCUCUCAUUCAAACCUACCGGCUUCUUCUCAAACUCGCCAAUUUUGCCGUCAGUCAGGGUUUUCCGUUUUCACUCACAGAGAUUGUGCAGCAGCAGCAUGGAAGACGAAAAUCAACCCGAACCCGACUUCUGCACCACAAUUCUCUCACGGUUCAGUACCUCCACCGACCCCCAACACCACCACCUCUGUUCCAUCAUCAGCAACAUAUCUCAAAGCCUUAAACACCUGAACCACCCUCUUACACCUCUCGCAUAUUUGCUCGCAACAUGCACCUCUCUCGAUAAACUCUUAUCUUCCGACCCCAACCCACCACCCCACCACAUACAUCCUCUCAUUACCAUCGUCUGCAUGGUUCUACCCACCAUCUCUCCUGCUGUUAUCCGCAAGCAAAACGACUGCGUUUCCGGUUUACUUACUCGGGUGGUUAUGAUGAUGUCACAUGAUGAUGGUGUUGUAGUUUCUGGGUUGAAGUGCGUUUCGCAUUUGUUGGUUGUUGGUCACCGGACUAGCUGGUCUCAUGUUUCGAAUUGUUUGUUUGGAGUUCUUUUAAGGUUUAUUGCCGAUUCUCGUCUCAAGGUAAGAAAACAAGCACAUCUUUGUCUCCGUGAUGUCAUGCAAGGCUUCCAAGAAACGUCGGUGCUUUCACCUGCCAGUGAAGCCAUUGCAACCACCUUUGAGAAGUUUCUUCAGCUUGCUGGUGGGUUAGAUACAAACCCAAACCCAAACCCUCAAGAAGGUUCUAGAGCUCAGGAGGUCUUAUACGUGUUGGAUUCACUGAAAGAUACUCUCCCACUUGUGUCUCUCAAGUUCUCAACAAGGAUUCUUUAUUACUUCAAAUAUCUUUUAGCACUGCACCAACCUGUAGCCACCCGGCGGAUUACGGAUGCUUUGUAUUUACUUUGUCUCCAACCAACUGUGGAUGUCUCUCCUGAAGCGUUGGUUGAUUUGUUAUGCUCGUUAGCUACGUCGGUUUCUUCAAAUGAGAUGUCUGGUGACAAUUUGAGUUUCGUUGCUAGACUCUUAGAUGCUGGGAUGAAGAAAGUUUGUUCUCUUAACCGUCACGCAUGUGUGGUCAAGCUUCCGGUUGUUUUCAGUGCAUUCAAAGACAUAUUAGCUUCUGAACACGAGGAGCCGUUAUCGGUUGCAAUGGAGGCGUUAAAGAGCUUAAUACAUACGUGCAUUGAUGGGAGCUUGAUCAAGCAGGGCGUGGAUCAGAUUAUGGCAAGUGGGAGUGUGAGAAAAUCUGCGCCAACAAUUAUUGAGAAACUUUGUGCAACUGUUGAAAGUUUACUCGAUUAUCGUUUUGCUGCCGUUUGGGACAUGUCAUUUCAAGUUGUGGCAGCAAUGUUUGAUAAACUCGGCGAGUUCAGCUCAUGCUUCUUAAAAGGCACCCUCAAGAGUUUGGAAGGCAUACAAAAGCUGCCGGAUGACGAUUUCCUCUACAGGAAACAGUUGCAUGAUUGCAUGGGUGUAGCUGUAGUUGCGUUAGGGCCUGAAACAUUCUUAAAGCUUCUACCUUUGAAUGUAGAAGCUAAAGAUCUAUCUGACGUCAAUGUGUGGCUUUUCCCUAUCUUAAAGCAGAAUAUAGUCGGUGCUCGUUUAAGCUUUUUUAAUGAAUCUUUAUUGGACAAUAUUAAAUUCUUGAAGCUGAAAUCUACCAGGAAUCUUGAUGGGCUUGUAUAUUCUAUGUGGUCGUUAUUGCCUUCAUUUUGCAACUAUCCUGUGGAUACUGCCGAGAGUUUUAACGAUUUAGAAAAAGAAUUAUGUCGUUCUCUUCGCGAAGAAUCUGAUUUUCGCGGAGUAAUAUGCUCGAGUCUGCAGAUUCUCGUUCAACAAAAUAGAAGAAUAACGGGAGCGGAAAACGAACCCUAUGGUAAAGUCAGCAUUAGUCAACAGCGAGCCGUUUCCGUUUACACACCAGAAGUUGCUGCUCGUAAUUUGGACGUGUUAAGAUCCUCUGCACGUGAGAUUUUGUCCACACUAUCACGAGUUUUCAUGAAAUCUACCAAAGAUGACGGUGGAUCUUUGCGGAGAACAAUUGGUGAGUUUGCAUCUAUUGCCGACAAAAGUGUAGUCUCAAAGUUAUAUAAGAGCACAAUGGAGAAAUUACUAAAGGUGACACACGAAGCUAGCAAAAUACAGAAUACCAAAGGUUCCAGUUCUAUGGAAAUUGACAACUUGCCAAAUGAAACUUCACCAUCACUAACGCGGGCAAAGCUAUAUGACUUGGCAGCCGCGCUUUUACCAGGCUUUGGUACAAAGGAGGUUGAUCAUUUAUUUGAUGCCGUUGAACUUGCUUUGAAGGAUAGCGAAAGUUUGAUUCAAAAGAAGGCGUACAAAGUUCUCUCAACAAUCCUCGAGCACGAUGACAGUUUCAUAGCAAGAAGAUUUGAAGAGUUGCUUAAACUGAUGUUUGAGGCGAUGCAUUCAUGUCAUUUUUCAGCCAAGCGGCACAGACUUGACUGUUUAUAUUUUUUGAUUGUGCAUGUCUCAAAGGAUGAAUCAGAACAUAUGAAACGUGAAAUUGUUGCUUCUUUGUUGACUGAAAUUUUACUCGGACUUAAAGAGUCUAACAAGAAAACGAGAAAUAGAGCAUAUGAGAUUAUUGUCGAAAUUGGCCAUGCGUGCGUGGAUGAAGACAAAGGUGGAAACAAGGAGAACUUGUAUAACUUUUUCAACAUGGUGGCUGGUGGUCUUGCAGGCGAGUCACCUCACAUGAUCAGCGCAGCGGUGAAGGGCAUGGCUCGUUUGACAUACGAGUUUAACGAUCUUCUAUCGAAUGCGUUUGAUGUUCUCCCAUCCACGUUUCUCCUUCUCCAGAGAAAGAACAGAGAAAUAAAUAAAGCCAGUUUAGGUUUUCUAAAGGUAUUAGUUGCCAAGUCACAAGCUGAAGGGUUGCAAAUCCAUAUGCGGGACAUGGUGGAGGCGUUGCUGAGCUGGCAAAGUAGCAACAAGAAUCAUUUCAAAGCAAAGGUGAAGCAGCUCUUGGAAAUGCUUGUCAAGAAAUGCGGGAUUGAUGCUGUUAAGGAAGCAAUGCCUGAAGAACAUAUGAAGCUGCUCACAAAUAUAAAAAAGAAAAAUGAACGAAAAGAGCGAAAACAUUCUGCUAACACCGAGGAAACAAAAUCUCGUUUAUCAUCAAAAGCAACUACCUCAAGGUUGAGCAGACGGAAUCAUACAAAAAUAUAUUCUGAUUUCGGUGAUGAUGAAGAAACUGAAGAUAUGCUCAACUCCAAAAAGUCUUCAUUCAAGUCCAAGAGAGCAAGGAAGAGGUUGGCAGAAGACAGUUAUGAACAGCUCGAUGACGAACCACUUGACCUGCUUGACCGUGAAAAGACGAGAUUGUCCCUUAGAUCUUUCGACAGUCUGAAAAGGAAGCUAUGGUCUGAUGAUGAGCCAGAGAUAGAUGCUGAUGGAAGGCUGGUCAUUUCCGAGGAGGAAAAAGGUAUUAAAAGAGAGGUUACGACAGGCACGGGGUCAGACUCUGACGUGAGGAGUGUAGCGAUUCGAAAAACAAAAAAACGCAGGAAAACGGUCCAGUCUGGUUGGGCGUAUACGGGGUCAGAAUACUCCAGUAAGAAGGCAGGUGAAGAUUUGAAGAGGAAGGGGAAGUUUGAGCCGUAUGCUUAUUGGCCACUGGACCGCAAGAUGGUUAGCCGAAGACCCGAGCAUCUGGUGGCUGCAAGGAAGGGCAUGUCCAGUGUGGUUAACAUCUAAAGAUAUGUUUUGACAUUUUGAUGCAUUCAGUAGUAAAACAUUUAUAUAAUUGCUUAACUAUGUAAAAAAAAUACAAAAAUAUAAUCACACUUUUAUAUUUAUUUCUUUAAA
Helianthus annuus (common sunflower) is the source of this 3835-nucleotide messenger RNA. RefSeq names its product RRP12-like protein. Lineage: Eukaryota; Viridiplantae; Streptophyta; Magnoliopsida; Asterales; Asteraceae. The transcript has 17 exons. The record is from RefSeq and is a predicted model, not a curated record. Bases 104 to 3724 code for a protein of 1206 amino acids.